Cokeromyces recurvatus is the source of this 1711-nucleotide messenger RNA. RefSeq names its product alkaline-phosphatase-like protein. The transcript is spliced from 7 exons. Gene Ontology annotation, biological process: dephosphorylation. Gene Ontology annotation, molecular function: alkaline phosphatase activity. NCBI's taxonomy places the organism in Eukaryota, Fungi, Mucoromycota, Mucoromycetes, Mucorales, Mucoraceae. Bases 31 to 1494 code for a protein of 487 amino acids. The record is from RefSeq and is a predicted model, not a curated record. Gene Ontology annotation, cellular component: fungal-type vacuole membrane.
ACUAAUACAGCAAAGCCAAAAAACGUGAUUAUGAUGAUUAGCGAUGGACUUGGACCAGCUUCAGUUUCAUUUGCAAGAAGUUAUUAUCAAUUUAUAAAUAAUAAGCCAUAUGAUUAUCAAUUACCUUUAGAUACAAUUCAUGUGGGUCAAUCAAGAACACGAAGUUCUUCUACUUUGGUAACAGAUAGUGCUGCUGGUGCAACUGCAUUUAGUUGUAAUUUAAAAACAUAUAACGGUGCAAUUGGAGUUGACCCUAGUCAUUUGCCUUGUGGUACUGUCCUUGAAUCAGCGAAACAUAGUCGAGGUAUGUUGACAGGUCUUGUAGCCACCUCUCGAAUUACACACGCUACACCUGCUUCAUUCUCGGCUCAUGUAGAGAAUAGGGAUGAUGAAAAUUCAAUCGCCAAACAACAGAUUGGAGAUAAUCCUUUAGGCAGAAGUGUUGAUUUAAUGUUUGGUGGUGGUUAUUGUUAUUUUUUACCUAAAUCAAAGAAAGGAAGUUGCAGAUCAGAUUCUAGAGAUUUAUUAAAAGAAGCACAAUCAAAGUAUGAUUGGAAGACUGUUCUCUAUAAUCAAAGUAGAGAAGAAUUUGAUAAUUUGCCUAUAAAUGAAACUGUUUUGCCUAUUAUUCAAUUAUUCACUUCUGAUCAUAUGUCUUAUGAAAUUGAUAGAGAUCCAAGGAUAGAACCAAGUUUAAGUGAAAUGUCUAAAAAGGCUCUUGAUAUUCUGUAUGAUGCUGUUGAGAAUAAAGAAACUGGAUUCUUUUUAAUGAUUGAAGGUAGUCGAAUUGAUAUGGCUGCUCAUUCAAAUGAUGCAGCUGCACAUGUGCAUGAGAUUUUAGAAUAUCAAAAUACAGUUGAAUUAGUCAAAAAAUAUGUUGAUGAACACCCUGAUACAGUUAUGAUAUCAACUAGUGAUCAUGAAACAGGUGGUUUAUCCUUAGCUAGACAAACAUCAAAGAAAUACCCUGAAUAUCUCUGGUAUCCUGAUGUACUAACAAAAGUUAAAAGUUCAACAUACAAUUUAGCUAAAAUGAUAAAAUCUCAAAAGACACUCACGGAGGACUAUAUUAUGAGUACAAUUUUUAAAGACCAUCUUGGUAUUAUUGAUGGUACGAAUGCAGAAAUAAUAGAACUCAUGAAAACUUCUACUUCUACAAAAUAUAUCACUCAAUUUUUGGCUGAUAUGAUUUCAAUUCGUGCUCAAUUAGGAUGGGCAACGCAUGGACACAGUGGUGUAGAUGUUAAUCUAUAUGCAUAUGGUCAAGGCUCAAACCAUUUAUUUGGCAGUCAUGAAAAUAUUCAAAUUGGUGAAUUUAUUACCAAGAUACUUGAUUUAAAUUUGACAGAAAUUUCAAUUAAAUUAAAUCAUGAAAAUCCUUCUUUUCAUUUGACAAAUUUGACAGACACAGACAAGCUAAAAUAUAAUGAAGAUUUGGAGCAUUAUCAUUUUGUACCGUCCCAUUUAAAACAUAUACCAUUUUUUUCAAAAUAGAUUUCUUUUUUUUUUCGAAAAUAAUAUUAAAACUUGUAAUAUUAAAGUAAACAACUUAACAGUACUUCUUUUCUUUAAAGCUAUAAAUAAAAUACAAUGAUAUAUUUAAUUUUUUUUUUUAAAAAAAUGAUUUUAUAAAAGACUUUUUGCUAUGUAUGAUGACAAAAUGAAAUACAAUCCGAGAACGAAAAAAAGUAAAAAGAAUAAAAAAUAAAAA